AUUUUUUGUUUCAAAUCUAUUCAGUCAUAACUCAUAGUACGGUAUUUAGAAAUUGAAAUCAAACUUGUAAUUGCCAUCUUUUUUAGAGUGAAAGGUGAGAAGUGUCGUUUAGUUGUUGUAGAUGAGCAUUGAGAAGUGAGAAGUGAGAAGUGAGAAGUGAGAAGUGCAGAGAAAGACGGAAGCGGCGUAGUGUUCGUCCCUUUGAGUUAUUUGGUGCAUCUUGGUCGCCAUGGCAAGUGAUAAUAAGAAGCUCAAGUUGUAUUCAUAUUGGAGGAGCUCUUGUUCCUUCCGAGUCCGAAUUGCUCUCAACCUCAAAGGCCUAAAAUAUGACUAUAUACCCGUCAAUCUCUUGAAGGGAGAGCAAUCUCAUCCAGAAUUCCUCAAGCUCAACCCUGUUGGUUUCGUGCCGGUUCUGGUGGAUGGCGAUCUUGUGCUUGCUGACUCCUUAGCCAUUAUUAUGUAUUUGGAUGAUAAGUAUCCUCAGCACCCUUUGCUGCCUAGUGAUAUUCACAAAAGAGCAAUCAAUUUCCAGGCUACCCACAUCGUUUCUUCCUCCAUACAGCCUCUUCAAAACAUAAGCUUUCUGAAUUACAUCGGGGAAAAAGUCGGCCCUGACGAAAAGCUUCCUUGGGUACAAAGUGUCCUUAGAAAGGGCUUCACAGCACUUGAAAAACUCUUGAAGGACCACACGGGAAGAUAUGCAAUGGGAGAUGAAAUUCUCCUGGCUGAUGUGUUUUUAGCGCCUCAGCUUCAUGCAGCAUUUACAAGGUUCAACAUUCCCAUGAAUGAAUUCCCCAUUAUGUCAAGAUUGCAUGAGACGUAUAAUGCUACCCCAGCAUUCCAGGAAGCUUUGCCGCAGAACCAACCAGAUGCAGUACACUAUGUGCAGAAAGAGAAAGUAGUUUUGCUGCAUCUCCAUCUCAAUAUGGAGAGUGAAGCUGUGAAUCUGAAGCUGUAUUCACACUGGAUGAGCUCCUGCUCCUUCCGAGUUCCAAUUGCUCUCAACCUCAAAGGCUUAAAAUACCACUAUGUAGCUGUCACCGCCUCCUCCAAAUCUGACCCCGAGUUCCUCAAGUUGAACCCUCUUGCUUUAAUUCCCGUUCUGGUGGAUGGCAAUUUUGUUCUUGCUGAAUCCUUAGCCAUUAUUAUGUAUUUGGACGAUAAGUAUCCUCAAUACCCUUUGCUGCCUCAUGACAUUCCCAAAAGAGCACUCAAUUUUCAGGUUGCACAUAUUGUUGCCUCAUCCAUACAGCCUUUUCAAAACAUGGGGUUUCUGAAUAACUUCAUCGAGAAAAAGGUUGGCCCUCAUGAAAAACUUCCUUGGGCACAAAGUGUCAUUAGAAAGGGCUUCACAGCACUUGAAAAGCUACUGAAAGAUCAGGCAGGGAGAUAUGCCACUGGAGAUGAAAUUUUCCUGGCAGAUUUGUUUUUAGCACCUCAACUGUAUUCAGCAUAUAAGAGGUUCAACAUUUCCAUGAAUGAGUUCCCUAUUCUAUCAAGAUUACAUGAGGCAUACAAUGGCAUCUCGGCAUUCCAGGAGGCUUUUCCAGAGAAGCAGCCAGAUGCUGUAAACUCUGAUUGAAUUGAUUCAUGCUAUACAAUGAACACAGAUCAUCAUAUCAUUUGAUGGAUAACUUUGACGACUCCUUAAAAUGUAAAGGCUUGACUCUUGAGUCUUGAGCAAGUUACCGUCAACGUUGGGAAUCCAGUGAGACAUGCUCAAUGUCGUCGAAAAUCAACCAUGUGGCUGAAUAUUAUUGGCCAAAGAUUUGCGCUGAAACGUUCAAAGACAAAGAUAGAACACACUUUUUCUCUCCUAUGCAUAGAGAACAACUUCCUACAAAGGAUAUAUAAAUUUAGCCCUUUUCUAAUUUAAUAUGAAUGUGAGAUAGUACCAAGUCGGUGAUAGUACUUAAGUCUUAUUGGCCACUAUUGUUUUUCAUUUAAAUGUUUCAGAUUUCAAUAAUGAAUAAAUAAAAAACAUGAAGUGGAACUUGUUAUA
Molecule: messenger RNA, 2002 nt
Organism: Arachis stenosperma
Lineage: Eukaryota; Viridiplantae; Streptophyta; Magnoliopsida; Fabales; Fabaceae
Exons: 20
Coding region: 230-1582 (450 amino acids)
Biological process (GO): glutathione metabolic process; L-phenylalanine catabolic process
Cellular component (GO): cytoplasm
Molecular function (GO): glutathione transferase activity; maleylacetoacetate isomerase activity
Source: RefSeq, a predicted model, not a curated record